Molecule: messenger RNA, 836 nt
Organism: Sorghum bicolor (sorghum)
Lineage: Eukaryota; Viridiplantae; Streptophyta; Magnoliopsida; Poales; Poaceae
Exons: 1
Coding region: 87-836 (249 amino acids)
Source: RefSeq, a predicted model, not a curated record
ACCCAACCCAAUUAGCACGAAACACACAGUAUCUAGCUAUCUAGCAAUAGCCAGCACACAACAGAACGCAGGUUAACCUGGCCAUCAUGGAGCUCCUCCCUUGCAUCGCCACGCUCCUCAUCCUCCUCUCUUGCUCCCUGGCAGCAGCAACGUCGCCUCUGGGGACAAUCGAGCGCGUAACUAAGCAGCAAAUCCUGGCAAGCAUCCCCCCGGUCGGGGGCGCGCCCGUGCUCUUCCUCACGUCGCCGUCCGGCAAGUACGCGGCCUACUUCGUGCGCACGCACACCGUGCCGGGCGCCGGCGGCCUCGGCGCCGACUUCUGCUACGUCGAGAUCAUCGACACCACCACGACGGCCGCCUCCGGCGCACAUGGCGGCACCGUCGAGGGCGAGGAGGAGGGCGCUGCUGGGACGAGCGUGUGGGAGUCGGAGUGCCAUCCCAUCAGCACCGUCAACACGUGCGCGCUGCUCUUCUCGUGGCAUGGGCUGGAGGUGUUCGACGGCGCCGAGGAGGUGUGGCACGGCGAGACUAACACCGACGGCACCAACUUCCUCGAGACGCUCGAGCUCGUGGACGACGGCGACAUGCGCAUCCGCGACAAGGACGGCGAGCUCGCGUGGCGCGCCAGCGACGAGCCGCGGCACGCGCAGCACUGCGGCGCGCCGGGCUCGCCGGGGCUCGCCGCUGCGCUCCCGCCCUUCGCCGAGCCGCUCGGCGCGCACAGCAGCAACCUGCCCUUCGGCCAGGAACCGGAUGGCAACGGACACUCGGCCGAGCUGCCCCAGGCGGCAGAUGUCGGCAGCGGAGCAGCGGCCUUUGGGGCGCCGCAGGGGUGA